AAUGAUGAACUAAAAAUACACCACGUCUACAAUUUUCUUUAUUGGAAGUUUACCCACGAAAUUAUCAUCCGACAAAGGUGUACCCUUCCUAUUUCAGAGGAGAUAUAUUGACGUCAUGGCAAACGGCUCAAUCUUGUACUCAUUGUUCGUCGCUUGUCUUCUCGUCAAGUCGUCCUUUCAAUCUUUACAUCAACUCGAUGGAGAUUCGCUGAUGACAUCCUUAACACUAGACAUGGACAAAUCUUUCCAUGAAUGCGAUCAGAACCUUGAACUGAAAACAGCUUCUUGCAGCAACCUGGACACGGUUCCCGAGAAUCUUUCUGAGGAUACCGAGGUGCUUGACUUAUCUUGGAACAAUAUCACCAAACUCUUGAACUCCUCAUUUGAAGUAUACCCUCUAAUCAACUCCUUGGACAUUUCUAACAACGAUGUAAGAGCGAUAGAAUCCGCCACUUUUUACCCCCUCAAGGACUUAAUGCACCUGUUUCUAUCCGAUAACCCGCAUCUUGUGCUUCCAGCAACAGGCGUCUUUAUGAUGUCUUCACAGCUUUUAUUUCUUAAUUUAGCGUCAUCAAAAUUGAAUUCGCUCCCCAAUGACAUUCUAAAAUGGAGUCCACGUCUAGAUUCUGUAGAUCUGUCCUUCAACAACCUCUCCUUCAUCAAUGUAAGCUCUUGCGACAUAGCCGACAAUGUAUACAUGGUUAAUAAUCGACUACAACUCCUGACGGCGAGAGAUUUUACCUUUGUGUGCCAAACGGAUUUUUUAGAUCUUAGACUCAACCCUAUCCUAUCAGUAGACCCUGAUGUGAUCGCAUCACUACAUGUUCAAUCUUUGAUUUUAGGUGGCUACCCUUUGAGUUACGAGGUGUUGCAGAACAUCAUCCUCGGACUAUCAAAAUCAGACAUCGAACAACUUACAAUCAUGGAUGGUUCUGUUGGUGCGUUUCCUAAAGGUUUCUUUGAUCCUCUGCGCGAUUCUUCUCUCUCUUUUCUGGACUUCGAGAACAACGACCUGAACAGCCUCCAUCCUUUAGUUUUCUCAAAUUUGACAAAACUCAAAAAAUUAAGUUUCAGUGAUAACAACCUCCCCAUAGACGAAAUUCGACCAGACUUUUUCGACGGCAUGAAUGCGUUAAAGGUACUGAUAAUCAACUUCAACCAAGUAAAACAAAUAAAUCCUCACAAUCAGACUUGGAAAGUGGACUUAUCGGAGUUUUACUUAUGCGGUAAUCUGUUUACAGAAAUAUCUGCAUCUGUAUUUCGCGGCUUAGGCAAUUUGACUGUCUUAGAUAUGAGCUCGAACGAAUAUCUCUCUGUCUUUGAGCUGACGGCCUUUUCGGGACUUGACAAUAUUCAAACCAUUGAUUUGGAAGGGUGUCGAUUACAUGUUCUGGAAUUGAACACCCCAUUAUUAAGUUCACUUGCCCUAAACUCUCUUUAUCGCGUCCGGCUUCCUUUUCGACCAGGAGAAUCGUUUAAACAUUUACAAUCCCUUGUUAAUUUAUACAUGAUAGACUCUUUCCUUGACUGGACUUCCCUAUGGAAUGCAACUGCAAACGCAUCUCUUUUCGAUGGAUUAUUGGAUCUUAAUCAAUUGGAAUUGAGUAGAAACCCUAUCCUGAGUGGUAUAUGUGAAAUAUAUCCACAAGUAUUCCGGCAACUCUCUGGUUUACAAGAGCUAAAUCUAGACUACUGCGAUAUUUCAAUUCUACAUCCUCUUGUCUUCUCGGGGUUGGAAUCUCUUCAGAAGUUAAGUUUGGAGGGAAAUGACAUCCAUCAUAUUCAUGAUGAUGUAUUGUCGAGGUUGGGUCAAAUACAAAUUAUCAACUUUGAAGGAAACCGUAUUGUGUACUUGGAGGAGCUAAUGUUCUUAAAUAACUGGAAGCUCACAAAUCUUUCCUUGGCCGACAACAAAUUAACGCACCUUAAUAAAAGCGCUUUCGAGCCGAUCUUUUCCUCCAUUUUAUCACUUGAUCUAUCAAUGAAUCCAAUUAAUUGUAACUGUGAUCUAAAGUGGCUUAUUGAUUGGUUAAAUGGACCUAUACGACUGAAAGACAAGGAAAAUACUAUUUGUUCGUUGGAAUCUCUGGAGCCUCUUCGUGAGAAACCCCUGCUUGAUUUUAAUCCAAAUGAACUCUGUAUAAAGAACUAUGGUCUAUUCUCUCUGAUUCCCCUCGUCUCCAUUAGCGUGGUUGUAAUCAUCGUGCUGUUGUAUCACUACCGAUGGCAGUUGAGGUACAAGCGAUUUCUCUUGAAACUGGCCGUACUGGGCUAUAAAGAGAUGCGAGACGCUCGAGACCACAAUGACUACGAGUUUGACGUGAACAUCAUUUUCUACGACGAUGACGAAGAUGACGACGAAUGGAUUCGCGAACAGCUUCGACCGGCUCUUGAAGAACGGCUUCCACAGUUUCAGAGGAAUGUCUUUGGUGACCAAGACCUUGUGUUAGGUAUGCAUUACUUAGAUUCCGUCGAUUACGUGGUGAGCCAUAGUUACAAGACCAUCAUAGUGCUUAGCAGAGCUGCUGUGCACGACCACUGGUUUAUACUCAAGUUCCGUACGGCCAUGGACCACGUGAGUGACACUCUGACUGAAUUCGUAGUCGUGAUCUUCCUCGAAGACAUCCCAGAUGAUGAAAUGCCAUUCCUAUCGAGGUUGUAUCUCAGUGAUGGCAGGCCCUAUAUUCACUGGACUGAGAACGUGAGAGGACAACAAUAUUUCUGGGAUGAAUUGACCAAAAAUCUUACCAUUAAUCGAAGGACGAAUGACUUGAUCCCAAACGAAUAA
Strongylocentrotus purpuratus (purple sea urchin) is the source of this 2788-nucleotide messenger RNA. Its product is annotated as toll-like receptor 3. Gene Ontology annotation, cellular component: membrane. The record is from RefSeq and is a predicted model, not a curated record. The coding region runs from base 116 to 2788 and encodes 890 amino acids. Gene Ontology annotation, biological process: toll-like receptor signaling pathway; immune response. The transcript has a single exon. Gene Ontology annotation, molecular function: transmembrane signaling receptor activity; protein binding. Lineage: Eukaryota; Metazoa; Echinodermata; Echinoidea; Camarodonta; Strongylocentrotidae.